This is a messenger RNA of Tarenaya hassleriana, 2009 nucleotides long. Its product is annotated as L-ascorbate oxidase homolog. Gene Ontology annotation, molecular function: copper ion binding; oxidoreductase activity. Lineage: Eukaryota; Viridiplantae; Streptophyta; Magnoliopsida; Brassicales; Cleomaceae. The transcript has 8 exons. The record is from RefSeq and is a predicted model, not a curated record. The coding region runs from base 92 to 1717 and encodes 541 amino acids.
ACCUCUCUCUCUCUCUCUCUCUCUCUCUCUCUCUCUCUGAGAACAGAUUUGGUGCGAGAGAGACCGAUUUCGCAUUCCGUCGCCGGAAAAAAUGGCGGUCAAUGCCUCAUUCGCCGCCGCGUUUAUCGUCGGAAUAUCUCUCAUAUUCGCCGCCGCCGCGGAGGAUCCGUACAGAUUCUUCGACUGGAACGUCACCUACGGCGACAUUUACCCGCUCGGCGUCCGUCAACGGGGUAUUCUGAUAAACGGGCAGUUUCCCGGACCGGAUAUUCACUCGGUGACAAACGACAAUCUCAUCAUCAAUGUGUUCAACAGCCUCGACGAGCCUUUCCUUAUUUCAUGGAACGGGAUUCAGCAGAGGAGGAACUCGUUUCAGGACGGAGUGUACGGAACGACAUGCCCGAUUCCUCCGGGAAAGAACUUCACCUACAUUCUUCAGGUGAAGGAUCAGAUCGGAAGCUUCUACUACUUCCCCUCUCUCGCAUUCCACAAAGCCGCCGGUGGAUUCGGCGGCAUCCGUAUCCUCAGCCGCCCCAGGAUCCCCGUCCCAUUCCCCGAUCCCGCCGGCGAUUACACCGUGCUCAUCGGCGACUGGUACAAGUCCAACCACACGGACUUGAGAGUACAGCUUGAUAGUGGUAACAAGCUUCCUUUAGCAGAUGGAAUUCUCAUCAAUGGCCGUGGAAGCGGUGCCACCCUUAAUGUUGAACAAGGGAAGACUUACAGGCUGAGAAUAUCCAAUGUUGGGCUACAAAACUCUCUCAACUUCCGCAUCCAAAACCACAAGAUGAAGGUCGUCGAAGUUGAAGGGACGCACACUCUUCAGACAACUUUCUCUUCUCUGGAUGUUCAUGUCGGACAAUCUUACUCGGUCCUCGUUACAGCAGACCAGCCAGCACAAGAUUAUUACAUCGUGGUUUCCAGUCGAUUUACCUCACCAGUCCUCACAACCACCGGGGUUCUCCGGUACAGUAAUUCCGCUGGACCUGUCUCUGGACCUAUUCCCGGUGGACCCACCAUCCAGGUCGACUGGUCUUUGAACCAGGCCAGAGCAAUCAGGACUAACCUUACAGCCAGUGGGCCAAGGCCAAACCCACAAGGCUCCUACCACUAUGGUAUGAUAAACACGACCAGAACGAUCAGACUUGCUAGCUCCGCUGGUCAGGUCAAUGGCAAGCAACGAUAUGCUGUGAACAGUGUAUCGUUUACCCCGGCGGAUACCCCGUUGAAACUUGCGGACUACUUCAAGAUCGAUGGUGUUUUCCGUGUCGGAAGCAUAUCUGACCAUCCCACCGGUGGAGGAAUAUACCUUGACACAUCUGUCAUGCAGGCUGAUUACAGAGCCUUUGUGGAAAUCGUAUUCGAGAACCCCGAGGAUAUCGUCCAGAGCUGGCAUCUCGAUGGCUACUCUUUCUUUGUUGUCGGAAUGGACGGAGGGCAGUGGACACCCGCGAGUAGAAACGAGUACAACCUUCGCGAUGCAGUCGCGCGCUGCACCGUCCAGGUGUAUCCAAACUCGUGGACGGCGAUAUACGUAGCGUUGGACAACGUAGGGAUGUGGAACGUGAGGUCGGAGUUCUGGGCAAGACAGUACUUGGGACAGCAGUUCUACUUGCGUGUCUACACGACAUCAACUUCCCUCAGAGACGAAUACCCGAUUCCGAAGAACGCUCUUCUCUGCGGCCGAGCCAGCGGACGCCGCACUAGGCCGCUCUGAUGAACUCCCCGUCUCGGAGUUUUUCCAGAUGAAUGAGAGAGGGAAAACAUAAAAGCUUCAAGGUUGCCUUUUGAAAUUGGCCUCUAUAUAUAUAUAUAUAUAGUUAGCGAUCUCAGCUCGAGGUCUCUCAUUCUUUGCUUCCAUCUUAUAACUUUAUUGUUAUGAUAUCUAUAUAUAUAGUUCCUUGUUUUUUUUUUUCAAAUGGAUUCGGGUAAUGGAAGUGUUGAGUUUUUAAAACAGUAUAUUAGAACUCUCUCCACGGAAACUAUGGGGGAGAUGGGGCAUUCUAAUU